This is a messenger RNA of Hydractinia symbiolongicarpus, 951 nucleotides long. RefSeq lists its product as uncharacterized. Lineage: Eukaryota; Metazoa; Cnidaria; Hydrozoa; Anthoathecata; Hydractiniidae. The record is from RefSeq and is a predicted model, not a curated record. Bases 290 to 802 code for a protein of 170 amino acids. Gene Ontology annotation, cellular component: membrane. The transcript is spliced from 2 exons.
CAUUGAAAAAAUAAAAUUGUUGACAAUUACUUAAAGAUUAUAAUAACAUCAUUGCAAUUUUCUUCAAUCUAUUUGUCCAAUCAAAAAGAGUCAUUGCUCAGCAUUUUAAUCGAAUAAUGGGCUUGACGAAAUUAUUAAUUGCACGAAUUCACGAACGUAAGGAUUGUGACUGUGUGACUGAACUUUUUAAAGUGGAAUAUUACAAGUCGAUAAAAACUAAAGAAACUAUCAGUAAAGCUCUACCAAAUUUUGAAUUCAGCCAAAAAUAAUUAAAAAUUAAAUUGCAACAAUGAAGACAAGCCCAGCCAAGAUCAUCCUCAUUAUUGGUUCAAUCAUAGCAUUAAUUUUUCUUUCAAGUUCCUGCGGUGGAAAUGCGUGGAUAAAGUCUCCAAAGUCCACCUUGGGUUUGUGGAAGGGCUGUGUAGAAAUUAAUUCGCAAAAUGUUUGCUUAAAACUACCAAAUUCAGUAGUAGAAAAAUACGGACUUGGACUGUUAAGGGGUCUUUUGAUUGUUGCUGUUCUUGCAAGCAUUUGUGCGGUCGCCAUGAGUGUUUUAACGCUCUUCACUGGACGUUUUGCUGGAUUUGCUGCCGCUAUUUUUCUCAUCGUAGCUGGCGUCACAUCAGUUUCGGCUGUUAUCAUUUUUAUUGAAACAAGAAAGUUAUUUCUUAUUGGUGGACUUGAUCUAAACGAAUUAAUCCCCUUUUCAUGGAGCUACAUCAUGGGAUGGAUUGGAGCAAUUGUAUGCUUCUUAUCUACCUUGUGUGGAUUUUACAUUAGUUGUAUAGAGCAGCAGGAUUAACGACGUCACGAAAACACUAUCGCAACAAACUUUUGAAAUGUUCAUUUUUUUUAACUUUCCAUUGUUAUACCUUUAUUAGGUUUUAUUGAGAUGUUAAUUUGUAAGGUGCAUUUCGUUAAUUAAAAUUCGUAUAAAAAACUUGAGUUCUA